Molecule: messenger RNA, 1256 nt
Organism: Myotis lucifugus (little brown bat)
Lineage: Eukaryota; Metazoa; Chordata; Mammalia; Chiroptera; Vespertilionidae
Gene: CEP55
Product: centrosomal protein 55
Exons: 6
Coding region: 57-959 (300 amino acids)
Biological process (GO): regulation of phosphatidylinositol 3-kinase/protein kinase B signal transduction; mitotic cytokinesis
Source: RefSeq, a predicted model, not a curated record
AACUAAUACUGGUUUAUUUACAGACUGAGACUACAAUUCACUGCUGUACCUCACCAAUGAAUAAUAUUCAUGAAAUGGAAAUACAGCUGAAAGAUGCUCUAGAGAAAAAUCAGCAAUGGCUUGUGUAUGAUCAGCAGCGAGAGGUCUACGUAAAAGGACUUUUAGCAAAGAUCUAUGAGUUGGAACAGAAAUCGGAAACAGCUGCUCAUUCACUCCCACAGCAGAUAAAAAGGACUGAAUCAGAAGGUUAUCUUCAAGAAGAAAAGGAAAAGCAUGACUACCAUCUCUUGGCAAAAGCAAAAAAAGAUCUUGAGGCUGAACGACAAACCAUAACUCAGUUGAAUUUAAAACUUCAUGAAUUUCAAAGAAAAUAUGAAGAAACCCAAAAAGAAGUUCAUGACUUAAAUAAACUGUUGUGUUCACAAAGAAAGGCAGAUGUACAACAUCUGGAAGAUGAUAGGCAUAAAACAGAAAAAAUACAAAGGCUCGAGGAAGAGAAUGUUAUUACGAGGAGAAAACUUGAAGAAGAGAAGAAGCGAUCUGAAGAGCUCUUAUCUCAGAUCCAGUUUCUUUACACGUCUCUGUUAAAGCACCAAGAGGAACAAACGAGGGUAGCUCUGUUGGAACAACAGAUUCAGGCAUGUACUUUAGACUUCGAAAAUGAAAAACUUGACCGUCAAAAUGUGCAGCAUCAAUUGCAUGUAAUUCUUAAAGAGCUUCGAAAAGCAAGAAGUCAAAUAAUACAACUGGAAUCCUUGAGGCAGCUUCCUGAACUUGCCUUUACAGAGCCAUUAGUCACUUUCCAAGGAGAGACUGAAAACAGAGUAAAAGUUGCCUCACCAAAAAGUCCCACAGCUGCACUGAACGAGAGCCUGGUGGAAUGUCCUAAGUGCAAUAUCCAGUAUCCAGUCACCGAACAUCGAGAUCUGCUCGUCCAUGUUGAAUACUGUUCACAGUAGCAAGAGUUCUUUAUUUUUUAUCAAGAGAUCCAAUACUGUAUCUUAUGUUAGUGAAGGAACAUUUUGAAUUCUUUAUUUCAUCUGCCUGUCUACCCUCGAGACUCUGGCAUAAAGUGUUUUACUGUAUUUUUUGGGCUGCUUUGCAUUUUCCUUGGCACUGAUACCUACCUGAGAUGGUUCAUAUUAGGCCUUAGUGUAUGCCGAGAUGGCUACCAUUUUGCACUGUUAAAAUACUUGAUGAAGAAAAGAUAGUUCAGGUAAUUAUUUGUGAAUUAAAUCUAUACACAGGCAAGCAAA